CGACUCUGUUAACAACAGAAGCGUUAGGACGUUUUCGAAUAGAUGCACAUAGAAGAAGCAGCUUAAAAAACAGCGCCUGCGCCUCGGAGACGGUGAUUUGAAUUAAUUGAUCGAAAACGAACGAAUUCCAGCGUCGCAUUCCAUCAGAGAUGAAUACGCCGGGUAUGAGCCUCUUCCAGGGGGCAGAUACACUGAAUGUGAACUCUACGUUGGAUCGCCAAGAGGAGGAGGAGGCGUUGCAGGAUCAGAAAAGACGUGAAGAAGAGCUGGGCAAUCUGCUUGAAAAUGCCUUCGACGAUCUGGACGAUGAGGAGAACACCAUCGACUCUACUACGAAUUUCCAGUCCGAAUCGACGCCCUCGGAACCCUAUCUUCCCACACACCCGCCGCCACAUCCAUAUCCGUUGCAGGAAAAUCACCAGCAUGCUGGGGAGUUGCACCAUCUAAAAAUGGUUCUGCAAUCGAAGUCGAACGAACUGGAUAAUGUUAAUGAAAUAGCCACCGCCGCUCACAAGCAACUGGACGAAUGCCAGAAGAGGCUUACCAUAACACAGGCUGAGCUGGAGAGGGCGUUGCGGGAGAAGCAAAAUACUCAUGAACUACUGGUAGAGACGAAGGAGCGGUGCUCCAAUCAGGACAACGGACUGGAGAAACUGCGGGCGGAGAAAAAACAGCUGGAGGAGGACAACACGCGUCUAGUUAGUCAGCUGGAGCUUACCAGGACCCUCCUUUCUGAUAUUCAAUGCAAAUAUGAUAUGAUCCAAAAGGAGUCUCAUAAAAAGGAGGAGAGAAGCGCCGAGUUGCGGAUCAAACAUCUCGAAGAGACUCACCGGGCGCAGUGUGAUCUGCUGCAGAACCAACUUACCCAAAUGGCAGGUCAGCUAGACCGCAAGAAGAGCGAGCUGGAGCAGAUGCAGUCGCGCUACAAUGCCCUGCAAUCUGGGCAUGAAACUAUGCUCUUGGAUAAAGCUGCCAAGAUAAAUGAUUUGAAUCAGGCCCUAGAUGAUGCCCAGAUGCGUUGCAGACACUUGGCGGAUCUGGAAGCUGACAACCAACGCCAGAAGCAAUGCAUUGCCGAUAUGAAUGCGCGCAUUGCGAGUCUGGAGCAAACCAUCAGCUUGCUAAAUGAUCGGGUGAAUGAAACAACAGCUGAGUUGGACCUUAUGGAUAGUUUGUUGCAGCAACAUCAAACCGAAGACUCUCCCAAAGCAAGGCUUAGUCAGGUAGGUGCUUCCCGGCUGGUGGGCAGCACGCCCUUAAACCCUCUAGACAGGGUCAGCCACAUCAAGCAGGAACUCUAUCGGGCUCUGGCGAAUCUUAAGGGCAAGAGAGAGGAGGUGCGCCGGCUGGAGAAACAGCUGGAAGAGCGUAAUCAGGAAAUGCGGCAUUUGCACGAGCAGGAGAAUCAAUCCUUAGUUAAAUUGGAAACCCUCAAAGAAGACAAAACACGCCUAGAGAAUCGUAUUAAAUCUUUGCAAGAGGAAAUCCAGGAACUAAAAUGCCACCCACAGAUCGAAAAUCAACUUUCGCUUUUGACGGAAGAACGGGAUUCGCUAAAGGAUCUUAAUCGGAAAAUGGAAAACCAACUUUUCACCGUCGAGAAGCAACUUACAGAUCUCAAAGAGAAACACGAAAGCCUAGAAGAGAAGCACGAUGAACUUACGCAGGAGAACCGAAUGCUCAGAAACAGCACCACUGCGGAUGACUUACGCCUUGAGUUGGAAAGACACAAGAUCCUGCUGAAGGAUGCUCAGAGCGAGGUAGAACGACUCAAGAAGCUCUAUGCUGACAUUGCCACGGACAAGGAGUCGCUGGAAUAUGAUCUUAAAAAACUAAGGCAAUCUGACGCCCUAAUGGAGCUGCAGGAACAAACCCAGCAGUUGGCUGCUGCUCAGCGAAAUCUUAAGCUGGUAGAGAUGAAGUCCGAAGAGCUGAGCAAGAUCUUGGAGGCGGAAAAGCUAAACCAUGAGCGGGAACUGCAGGCUCUGCGCCAGAAGCACGAGCGGCAGAAGCGAGAGGAGGCAGCUUCUAAGGAAGGCUCAGAGAAUUGCAGCAAGUGCAUUGAGAACAUGGCCGAAAUUGCAAAGGCGGAAAUCCGGAUGUUAAAGCUAGAAAACGUAAACAGCGCCCAGGUCAAGGAAAUAAAAAACCUGGAACUCGAACUAGAGGAGUCUAAAAGGAUGCAAGCAGUUAUGGCGGAUAAGAUAGAGCUCUCAAUGAAACAGGAAGAAUUAAUCAACGACCUCAAGGAGAAGGCCAAGCAGUUCCAGGCCUAUGUUAGUCAGCAGGCGGAAGUGGAACUCCAAAAACUACAGAAAAAGGCUUGUCCCAGUCCCAAGGGAGAUUCUCCUCUAUGCUCAUCCCCGAUAGACUUGUCCCAGGAGCGAAUUAAGCGUAUUGAACAGCGGGUACGGGAUGAGAUGGCCAAACUGUUUGCUGCCGAGCUUAAGAAGUUCACUACCCGGCUACAGCAGACGGAGGAAAAGAACCAGUGCCUGCAGCGGGAAUAUCAAUCAGUAUGUUCCGAGUUGCAGCAGCGGCAAACGGAAGUCGAUCUUCUGAAGCAGACAAUCCUGGCAGAGCGCGAGAAGAUUGAAGAGAUGCUGGCCGCAAAAGAAGAGAAGGAGAAGGCCAUGCUUCAAAUGUGCCGUCAGGAGCUGCAGGCCAAAAAUCAUCGUAUUGAGGAACUUACUCGAGAGUCCGAUGAACAUCAGGCGAGCAUAGAAUCGGAACGCAAGUCCAUGAAAGUGGUUAUGGCGCACUGGGAGAAGCAGCAAGAGUCCAUUGAGCAGGUGGAGAAGAAGUGGCGGGAGCAGCUGGAAACCAUGAGAGCUGCCCACGAAGAGGCUAUGCGAGCCGCUCAGCAUCGCUACCAAAGUGCCAAACGCACCGCCCAAAACUACAAGCUCUAUGCCGAGGACAAAGAGGCGCACAUGAAGCGCGAGUACGAGCGUAUCAAGCGAGAAUACGACGCCUCUUUGUCGAAAAUUGAAAGACAGAUGCACCAGCGCAUCGGUCACAGAAGUCGCGAGCGGCAUCGUGACAAGGAGAACCAGCCAAUCAAUAGCAAUGCCAGCAAUACGACUACAAGUAAUGGUAGUGGGAACACCAACAGUAAAGGCAGUUAGUUUAAGUUGCAUCUGUUUGUAAAUCUUAGUUGUUGCAAAUUGUUCAAAAAAUAAACGCCACAAUACAUUCCCUUGA
Messenger RNA from Drosophila ananassae, 3204 nucleotides. It is a transcript of the gene asl, whose product is annotated as myosin heavy chain, non-muscle. NCBI's taxonomy places the organism in Eukaryota, Metazoa, Arthropoda, Insecta, Diptera, Drosophilidae. The record is from RefSeq and is a predicted model, not a curated record. The transcript is spliced from 3 exons. Bases 150 to 3128 code for a protein of 992 amino acids.